UACUAUAAUUGGUUUAAAAUAAAUAAAAGCUCAUCACAUGAGUUACAUGGCUACCUUUACUUUGAUAUUCUAUCCUUAUUAAUGCCAGCAAAGGGAAGUUAUUGGUGCCAAAAUUGCUGCAUCGCUUUGCUAAAGGCUUUGUUGACGGUGCAAAUUUGGCUGUGUGGAUAUCACAAUUCCCGCCAUCAAAUCAGGCUGCUUUCGUUGAGCAAUGCAUACCACAAAGGCGGCAAAGCCUUCUUGGUUCUCGUAACUGUGGCAUUCUUCCCUUCGACUCGCGCUUUUUCGUUACUUGUUCUUGCCAGACAAAGUAUCACUGUUAUGAUGCUUGUCCAUACUAUUUUGUAUAUCUUUCUUACCUUGGCCUGCAAAGAUCAAAUCAACUUAUAAAACACUCUAAAAGGUUCCACAGAAAAAUUAAGUUGCAUCUUCUGUGGAACUUCCCUCUGCUAAAAAAAAUGGAGCUGGUUACAGUUUCCAUCAUUUUGCCUUGCAAGCUUAGUUGCAACGUUUCUUAGGUGUUGUAAAUUUGUGUUUAUGAUUAGAAAGGAGUCAUACAAUGCCUUUUUGAUGAUCAAAUAAAAUGCGAAAAUGACA
This is a messenger RNA of Rubroshorea leprosula, 597 nucleotides long. NCBI's taxonomy places the organism in Eukaryota, Viridiplantae, Streptophyta, Magnoliopsida, Malvales, Dipterocarpaceae. The record is from the annotation of a GenBank genome assembly.